This is a messenger RNA of Pararge aegeria (speckled wood butterfly), 1526 nucleotides long. Its product is annotated as hsp70-Hsp90 organizing protein 3-like. The transcript is spliced from 5 exons. The record is from RefSeq and is a predicted model, not a curated record. Gene Ontology annotation, molecular function: Hsp90 protein binding. Bases 147 to 872 code for a protein of 241 amino acids. NCBI's taxonomy places the organism in Eukaryota, Metazoa, Arthropoda, Insecta, Lepidoptera, Nymphalidae.
GUUUCUAUCUUUAAGCUGUGGCCAGGGCUGUGACUGGUGACAGCACGGGAGCUUAUUUAUAUUUUUCUCUAUUUACUUUUAUUUAAAAAUGAAAACGUGCUAAACUGUAAAAAGAUAAUUAAAGAGAUCAUUAAUUUAUACUCAAAAUGGAUGAACCAAAUACGGGUACUCAAUCCAUUAGUGUCGAAGAACUCCGAGCGAAGGGUAAUGAAAGUGUUAAAGAUGGAAAAUUCAUUGAAGCUGUAUUACAUUAUACACAAGCUCUUAAAAUGGAUCCAAACAACCACGUUUUAUACAGUAAUAGGUCGUUUGCGUUCUUGAAAUUAGAUCAACAUUACCUUUCACUUCAAGACGCAAAUGAAACUGUCAGAUUAAAACCAUACUGGGCAAAGGGUUAUUUCCGUCGGGCUGAAGUAGAGGCAGCUAGUGGGUUGUAUGAUGAAGCUAUCAUUUCUUAUACAAGAGCAUUACAGCUUGAACCACGCAAUGUUAAGUUAAUGGAAUCCAUCAAAACCAUUACAGAUAUACAGAAGAACAAAAUAAAAGGUCGUCAGAAUACCAUUUGGAUCUGCACUUGCGUUGGGUUAAUAAUGGGUAUAACCGUUGUAUUAUUAGAUUACACCUUGACUACAAGCCCAACAUUAAAUCAUCCUCUUAGCAUGGUAGCAUUUUCUAUAGCACUAGCAGGAGUGGGAUUCGCCAUAGGAAAAACGGCAACAUUAAUGAGUGCAUGGAGUGCUGGGAAAUCUUUACAACCUCCAGAAGAUUUAGUUUUUAAUGAAACAAAUGAAAAUGAAACUCCUGUACCUGAAAAAAAGACAAAAUAUAGCAAAGCCCAAGCAAGACAGAGGUAUAAACAGGGAAAACUUUAGAUUUAUAUACUUGUAUAUUCUUCAUUAGUUAUUUCAGUUGUUAUAAAUAAAUCUUAGUUAAUUUUUUAUAUUCCAUAACAUAUAAUAUGUAUAGUUUAAUUUCAGUAAAAAUUUAACCUUGUAAAAAUAGUGUUUUAUAGUUUAUUUCAUUAAAGACUGCCAAUGUUACUAACUAUUUUGAGAAUUAGGUACAACAUAAUAAAUAAUAAAUAAACAUUAUUAUGAGGUUGAAUAUCUUCAGUAAGAGGUGACACACAUAACCAAAAGUGUGGAAGGUUGGUUGAUGUUUAUUGAGAGAAAGGCUGUUUGCUCCUUAAAGAAAAAAAAAAUCUUAUUAUAAUUUUCUAACAGUUUGGCGAAUUUGUUUUGUCAUCUGUUGAUUGGGCUAGAAUUUUGAGAUAUGACUGUUAUUAAUAAUAAUUGUAACUGUAAUAUUCACAUAAAAUAUAUAGUUUUAAGAUUUUUUUGAUUGGGUAAAAACUUAUAAAACUUUGGGAAGGUUUUUGAAUAUUCAAUUUAUACAUUUUAUUCCGUUAGACUUGUAUAGGUAAUUUGGUACUAAGCUCUAAGUGUACUUGUUGAUCUUGAAAACACAUGUUUAAAAUAUUGAUUGUAUUGAAGUGCAUUUAGGCAAUAAAAGUUGAAAUAAAUAAA